This is a messenger RNA of Habropoda laboriosa, 770 nucleotides long. RefSeq names its product very-long-chain (3R)-3-hydroxyacyl-CoA dehydratase 2 (gene Hacd1). Gene Ontology annotation, molecular function: 3-hydroxyacyl-CoA dehydratase activity. Gene Ontology annotation, biological process: very long-chain fatty acid biosynthetic process; sphingolipid biosynthetic process; fatty acid elongation. Gene Ontology annotation, cellular component: endoplasmic reticulum membrane. The record is from RefSeq and is a predicted model, not a curated record. Lineage: Eukaryota; Metazoa; Arthropoda; Insecta; Hymenoptera; Apidae.
AGUGCGUGUAAUGAGUUAUGAAUUUCACAGAUCUGUAGAGGAAAAACAAUUUAUUUAUUAUUACUUUUGUCAGUAACUAAAGCUUGAAUUAACAAAUGAAAAUAUGACAACCAAAAAAUCAAGUAAUUUUGCAACGUCGUAUUUGAAGGGUUAUAAUCUGGCACAAGUUUUUGGGUGGAGUUAUAUACUUUAUAAAUUUAUAACAAAUGAUUUUUCAUCUACAUCAGAAGCACAUUUAUGGCAAAAUAUUAAGUGGCCAGUUAUUAUUUUUCAACAUGCUGCAGCUCUAGAGAUAUUUCAUACGGUGCUUGGUUUAGUUAAAUCAAAUCCUGUAUUGACAACUUUUCAAGUAUUAAGUCGUGUUAUAAUUGUAAGUGGUGCAUUCCUGGCAACUCCAAAUAACUAUGCUGUGUCAUCUUCUGGUAUGCCAUUGGCCAUUUUAGCAUGGUCAAUAACAGAAAUAAUUAGAUAUUUAUUUUACUUCCUGAAUCUCAUCAGGUAUACAUUAUUUAUUGUAUUAUAUCCAAUUGGUAUAACUGGAGAAUUGUUGUGCUUAUAUUCAGCUACAAAGUAUGCAAGUUCACAUCCAGAUGCCUGGAGCUAUAGGCUUCCUAACACAUGGAAUUUCAUAUUUAGCUAUUACUCUAUACUUGUAAUUAUCAUGUUAUCAUACAUUCCUCUCUUUCCACAAUUAUAUUGUCACAUGGUUGCUCAAAGGCGUAAGGUUUUAGGAAGUGAUGCAUCUAAGAAAGCUCAAUAAUACAAAUCAA